Molecule: messenger RNA, 899 nt
Organism: Corylus avellana
Lineage: Eukaryota; Viridiplantae; Streptophyta; Magnoliopsida; Fagales; Betulaceae
Product: ethylene-responsive transcription factor ERF022-like
Biological process (GO): regulation of DNA-templated transcription
Molecular function (GO): DNA binding; DNA-binding transcription factor activity
Source: RefSeq, a predicted model, not a curated record
CUCUCUAGCUCUCACUAAAAAAACAAUUCAGCAAUCUCUCACAAAAUCCACAAGGAUGGAAGAAGCAUGUAUGCAAAAUUUGAAUGCUCAGAAGUAUAAGGGUGUUCGCAAGCGAAAAUGGGGCAAAUGGGUUUCUGAAAUUCGUGAGCCGGGGAAAAAAACCAGAAUAUGGUUAGGGAGCUACGAAGCGCCCGAAAUGGCAGCCGCGGCCUACGAUGUGGCAGCAUUGCACCUCAGAGGACGCGGGGCGCGCCUCAACUUCCCUGAGCUACUUGACAGCAUGCCGCGGCCGAAGAGCUCAAGGGCCGAGGACGUGCAGUUGGCGGCGCAAGAGGCGGCAUUGCGGCUUCGAAGGCCGGGACCGGCGUCGGUAGACGAGGGAAGCUCAGGGGGUAAUGUCGUACCGGUUAGGGUGGGGCUCUCGCCGAGCCAAAUUCAGGCCAUAAAUGAGUCCCCUAUGGAUUCACCGAGGAUGUGGAUGGAGUUGGCAAUGGGAGCACUUUUGUUGGAGGAGAGUGAUGAUAUGGUUUUGUUUGAUAAUGAUGUUGAUCAUUUGAGCGAGUGGGAAGAAGUGCAAUAUGAGUCAAUUUGGGACUCCUAGGUAACAUAUAUACAUAGGACAAGAAAUAAUCAGUAAUUAUAAAAGGUAAAAACCUCAAUUUCAUCAAAAAAAAAGAUUAAGAAAACUAACAAAUAAUAAUUAUAAUAUAUAUAAUAGCUAGCUUUAAACUAAUUCUUUUAACUCAUUUACUCCUCUAUAAGCUUAUUCAUUCAAGGAGGAGAAUGGGGUUCAAGUUUAAGCUUCUUGAUGUGCAACCUUUUAAGGUACACGCAGAAUGUUUUUCUGGUUGAGAGAUAAAGAGAGGGAAAAUUAUGAAGGGUUUGUACUCUUGAAGCAU